Molecule: messenger RNA, 1636 nt
Organism: Humulus lupulus (European hop)
Lineage: Eukaryota; Viridiplantae; Streptophyta; Magnoliopsida; Rosales; Cannabaceae
Product: altered inheritance of mitochondria protein 3-like
Exons: 4
Coding region: 262-1536 (424 amino acids)
Source: RefSeq, a predicted model, not a curated record
UAUGUAUUAAACAAAUUAAUAGAUCGUCCUGCAAGAAGGAGGGGACGUGGCCCUGCCAGUAAUGUUAAUAUUGAAAAACGAAGGCGGGAUGCUGGCAAACCACUUGAAUUGCAACUUGAUCCAGCGACAGACAAAGUGGUUGGUACUGAGCACCAAGCUUUUGUUCGUCAAUUGAGUACUGAAGUUACAUUACUAUUGCCGGGACAUUAUUUAGAUUUUAAAGAUGUUCCUCAGCAAUAUAAAGACCAGGUCGUUCAAAAGAUGAAGUAUUACUAUAAUAUCGAUGGGCAUCCAGAACCUGAAAGAGUUAUGGGAACUCUGUAUACGGAGAUGCGCAAAAGAUAUUCAGAGAGAAAGAAUAUUAGGCAUUCUCAUUUCCAAAAAUAUUAUUCUGGAAAUCCGAAUGAUUUGGAUAGUGCUCUCAAUGCUAUUCCUGACUUGUGCUCGAAGGAGAGCUGGAAAGAAAUCGUCGAUUUGUUUCUGAGCCCAAAGUUUAUAGCGCGAUCCACGCAGAACAAGAAAAAUAGAAAGGAAAUGAAGUAUUUGUCGACGCAAGGCUCUAAAUCAAUGGCAGCGAUCCGUAACGAAUAUGAUGAACCUGAUGAGCAUGCUAUUGAUGCUUGGAAAGAUACUCAUAUAAAAAAAUCUACGAAGACUUGGGUUAGCGAAACUUGCAAAGAACUACAUGAACAAAUGACCCAAGAGAUGGAGAGGCAAAAUAUUCAAAGUAGUCGGUCAGGUUCUGAAUCUGCUUCUAGUGAAGGUUCUAUUGCUAAAUCAAUACAGUAUCAGGUUAUGGAUAAAAUUCUUGGCUCGAGGUCUGAUUAUCAAAUAGGAGUGGGAUACAGGCCUAAAGGCAAAGGGAAGAAAUCAGCAUCUAGCUCCACAAGUCAAAGUCCAAGCCAAAAUCAGUCACAAGUUCCUACUAAUGUGACUCCAGAGAUGAUGGGAGUUUUGGCUGAGAUGUGGGUUAAGAUGCGUGAUAAAGUCGAGUCUGGAAAUUUUCAGACUGAUUCUUCUCUCCAUGACCCACGCUAUGAAAGUUUAUUGCAGCAGUUCUUACCUUCUCAACAACAAGGUAGUACGUCUAAUCAAAGCCCGGGGACGUCGUCGAUGCCACAGCAACCACAACACAAUUCUCCAAACAUAUCUGGUGGUUCCUCUCAGUCGCCACUUUUUAAUUAUAUGUUUGGACUUUCUUCCCAGUUUCCUCAGACACAACCUAUGGGAAGUCAGUUUGGAGGAUUACCGCAGCAGCAGCAACAACAACAACAACAUAUGUAUGGUCAAUUUGGGCCGUUUAUGCAGCAGCAGCCGGUAUAUCCUCAUUAUGGAGGAUCGACACAGCAACCCGUUUAUAAUCAGCAGUACUACACUUCUCCGAAUCAACAACAACAGCAGUCUCCUUUGAUUCGUCCACAGCCUCGACCAUAUUAUCCUUCGCCGCCAGCACCACAGUCUCAUGAAGGUCUGAGUCGAAGCACGAAUAUUGAAGAUUUUUUAAAUGAACAUUUUGAUGAAGACAAUAAUAAUUAGUUUAGGUUUUAUUAUUUACUAUUAAAUUUAAGUGUAUGUUUUUUUUUUUUGAAAAGACAAUUUUAGUAUUUUAAAGUUGUAUUUUUAAUUUGGUUAUUAA